Molecule: messenger RNA, 1110 nt
Organism: Rotaria sp. Silwood1
Lineage: Eukaryota; Metazoa; Rotifera; Eurotatoria; Philodinida; Philodinidae
Source: the annotation of a GenBank genome assembly
AUGAGCACAUCUGCUCUUCCCAUCGCGUUGAUCUAUCGAGGUCCUGCUGCUUGUCGUGGUUGUCCAGAGACGAUUGCUGAUCUUCUACGAGAGAAAUACCAAAUUAUCUAUGCUGGACCUAAGGAACAAGUAGACGUGAAUACGAAUACAUUAUCGGCAGCACAGCUAUAUAUACAGCCGGGUGGAGGAGAUUUAGAUGAGGCCUGGCCUCAUGUUCGCCGCUACGCUUCACCUAUUCGUGAUUAUGUUCGGAAUGGAGGAAAAUAUCUCGGUUUCUGUCUUGGUGCUUAUUUGGCAGGAACAGAACCGGGUUUUGGCCUUCUUCCAGGUAGAGGACAGACCGACCAAUACAUUACAUCAAAGGGUGCUGUUGUCACCAGUGAAAUCGAUACUGUUGUACCUCUAUUUUGGCGAGGAAUGCUGCGACAUGUCUACUUUCAAGAUGGCACUCGCUUGAUGAUCGAUCGAACAGCAGCACCUGCAGAAAUCCUAGCCGUUUACACCAAUGGUGAGAUUGCAGCUGCUGUGCAAAAUUAUGGAAAAGGACGCGUAGGAAUGGUUGGGCCGCAUCCAGAAGCCAACGAAGAGUGUCAUAUAGGACAAGCAGGAGUUAAUCAACUUGGUGGUAUAUUUGUUAAUGGUCGUCCAUUACCUGAUCAUGUACGUCGAAAAAUUGUUGAAUUAGCAUUAAAUGGUAUUCGUCCAUGUGAUAUAUCACGAAAAUUACUUGUUUCACAUGGAUGUGUUUCAAAAAUUUUAACAAAAUUUUAUGAAACUGGUUCUAUUCGACCGGGAUCUAUUCAUGGACGACAAUCGAAUAAAAUAAAUACUUAUCAAUCAAAUAAUACUGAAGAAUUAUUAACAGUUCGGAAUCAUCAAGAAAAUUUAUUAUGUGUAUUACAUCAUUAUAAUCAAUGUUACUCUCAAAAAAUCACAAAUUCACCAUCGGAAGAUGAAAUUUCAAUUGAAACAAAUUCAUCAUCAUCAUCAUCAUCAUUAAUAAAACAUUCCAUUGAAAAUAUUUUAUCAAAUCAAAUGACAAAAAAAAAUAAAACUUCAUCAAUUGAUAAUCAAACGAAUAAUAAACGACAAAAACUUUUUACUUGUUAA